GUUGGAGCAAUCCCUGCAAAUGCAGCUGAUGAUGGACAGUGGUCUCAGGGACUUAUUUCCGCUGCCCGAAUGGUGGCAGCUGCAACCAGCAAUCUCUGUGAAGCAGCUAAUGCCUCCGUACAAGGCCACGCUAGUGAGGAGAAGCUCAUCUCAUCCGCCAAACAAGUGGCAGCUUCUACAGCACAGUUGCUUGUGGCUUGCAAAGUGAAGGCUGAUCAUGACUCUGAAGCCAUGAGGAGGCUACAGGCUGCAGGAAAUGCUGUCAAGCGAGCAUCAGACAAUCUUGUCAGGGCGGCCCAAAAAGCAGCAUUUGGGAAAGCAGAGGAUGACGAUGUUGUGGUCAAAACAAAGUUUGUGGGUGGCAUUGCUCAGAUCAUUGCAGCCCAAGAAGAAAUGCUGAAGAAGGAAAGAGAGCUGGAAGAGGCAAGGAAAAAACUGGCUCAGAUCCGCCAACAGCAGUACAAAUUUCUACCCACAGAGCUGAGAGAAGAUGAGGGUUAACCUGCUGAGAUGUUCUUUUUUUUUUUCUUUUUUUUUUUUCCCUUUUUUUUUCUUUUCUUUUAAAGAAAUAAGCUAAAGAGGGACAGUACAGUGAGAACUGCUCUGACAACAUUCUGGUAUGCCAACCACUUACCUAAAUAAACUGCCUGUCAUAGCUUUGGAUGAGCAAAGGGCAAUAAACACUUGUUCUUUCUCAUCUGGUCAGCUGAGGUGCAUGAUGAUCAAAUAAUGGUACAGUGUUAGGUUCAUCAUUCCUGUUGCUUCCUUGACUUAUAUCUCAGGAGAGAAUGUUUCACUUUUUACUAAAAAUACUAAGUCAGUAUUAUUGUCACUUUCCUGAUGCUUGAGGUAUUUAUCGUUCCUUGACUUGUAAUAAAACGUUCAUAAUAUUAAUA
This is a messenger RNA of Fulmarus glacialis (Northern fulmar), 896 nucleotides long. RefSeq names its product talin-2-like. Gene Ontology annotation, cellular component: plasma membrane; focal adhesion. NCBI's taxonomy places the organism in Eukaryota, Metazoa, Chordata, Aves, Procellariiformes, Procellariidae. The record is from RefSeq and is a predicted model, not a curated record. The annotation marks the transcript as partial. The transcript is spliced from 4 exons. Gene Ontology annotation, molecular function: integrin binding; actin binding. Gene Ontology annotation, biological process: cell-cell adhesion.